This is a messenger RNA of Naegleria fowleri, 1947 nucleotides long. RefSeq lists its product as uncharacterized. Gene Ontology annotation, molecular function: protein binding. The coding region runs from base 1 to 1947 and encodes 648 amino acids. The transcript is spliced from 2 exons. NCBI's taxonomy places the organism in Eukaryota, Heterolobosea, Eutetramitea, Acrasida, Naegleriidae. The record is from RefSeq and is a predicted model, not a curated record.
AUGAACUCAAAGAAGAGACCCUUAUUGGUGAAAACCCUUAAUGAUGAUGAUCUCCAAAGAGCACCACCAACAAUUCCAUUGUCUCUGUCUUUUUAUGAUUUAAAAAUUGAUGAUUUUUCAGACGAAUACGACCACAACAACAACAAUAGCAUCUAUUCAAUUUCUUUGCUUUCUCCUCCCUUGAAAACGUUGCAUUCAAUUUUAAAUAUUUCAUCUCCAGAAGAACCUCUUUCAAAUAUUCCGAGAGUGUCCAUAAGUUUGCAAAAUAUUUCUCAAAAUUCCAUCCCCUCGAAUAGUGGUGAAUCAAACGAGGGAAGUUAUUUACUUCGGGAUGAAAUUUUUGGAUUUGAAGAAAUGGUGGUUUUUGCUCCAAUGGCAAAGAAAUAUUCAAAUAUUUAUUUUAAUCUUGAGCUUGGAAAGUUAGAUGCCAAUCGUGAUGAAAAUCAAUACUCUGAGUUCUAUCAUCACCUGGAUGAUUUUUCUUCAUUCAUUCAUAAUUACCAACAUAUUAAUUAUUUAAAUUUAAGUCAUUGUAGAAUAUCCGAUGACAAUGUUAGUAUUCUUUUAUGUUUGAAAGACUGUCGAUUGGUGAGAAAGUUGAAUCUCUCUCAUAACGAACUGGGAUGCUCUUCUUUGAAAUAUUUAAGUGAAAAGUUAUUGACUAAAGAAGUGAUGAAUGGAAACUUGGAAGAAUUAUUAUUGUCUCACAAUUUAAUUGGAAACCUCGGACUGGUCUCUCUCAGCAAAUGGAUAUCACAUAACACCACUCUAAGAACCCUCUCUCUCAAUGAAAAUAAUUUUGAUUUUUUGGGAUUUAAGGCACUUUGCUAUGGCAUGAUCUUAAAUAAUACCAUUACUACUCUUGAUGUAUCAAACAACAAUCUCAAGAGAUGUCAUAUUUUAAUGAGUCAGCUUUUGCAAUUAUGUAAACAACUCCAAAAUAUUUCAUUUAAAAACACUUUCAUUUAUGAUCCAUCCUUUGAGUUAGAUCUGAAACGUUCGAAUGUGAUAUAUUUAGAUGUUGAAGGUAAUAAUUUAGGAGAUUACAUCGUAAUGAAAAUGCUUUCAUCCAUGAAUUAUUCCAUUCAUAGCCUCAUUCUGAAAGGAAACAAAAUUACUGACAAAUCUACUGACUGUUUGAUCAAGCUAUUGAAACUCAACAGCGAAAUGUCACUUCUCGAUGUAAGAGAUAAUUUAUUGAGUGUAUCAUCGAGUGAGAUCUUGAAACAAGCAAAAACACAAUUAUCAUCGAACACAACAUUGUUAUUGGAUGCAAUCACUUUAGAAAAACAAACCUUACCUCAAAAAGAUUGCGUGGAUGGAAACACAACAGAAACACCCUCUCAUGGCCCAACAUUGGCUUGCAACGUGAAGGAAGAUACUGUUCUAACAACCACGAAUACAUCUUUAAUGGACAAUUCACAAUUGCCAUUGAACCCACCACCUCAUGACCAGACAAGUGAGCCCCCAGCUGUGUGUUCACAGGUUAGACCUUCCACAGAAGAAGAGUCGGAUAUUGUAAAUGCAUUUUUGAAAGACUUUGAACCUCAACCACAAAAGCAACCGAGGAAUGAUCAACAUAUGAAAGACCACCAACAAAAAACAUCACUUUCACCUCAACCUGUUGAGAAUGAUGAACCAAUCGAUGUGUUGAGUAAGGAUCGUCGAGGAGUGUCCCAGGUUGUAAUGAAUCUGUCAAACUUUCAAACACCACAUACAGAAGAGCCAUCAAUGACACGAUUUUCAAAAAAUCAUCACGUUGAUCUUUCUCAAUAUUCCAUUUCAAAGCUUAGAGGUCAAUAUGUGUCAAGCCCAUUAACGUUAUCACCCUCAUCAUCAUUGAACAAUCAUUCAACAUUGGCAGACUUGAUGAAAAACCUUUCACCUUUGAAAACUCGAGUAGCUCGACCUGAAAGAACACAAGAGAAUAUUCUCAAUAUUAACUAA